Chironomus riparius is the source of this 1056-nucleotide messenger RNA. NCBI's taxonomy places the organism in Eukaryota, Metazoa, Arthropoda, Insecta, Diptera, Chironomidae. The record is from the annotation of a GenBank genome assembly.
AAAUAAUCGAUAACAGUUUGUUUGGACGAGCUCAAUUGCUAUAAAAGUUCAGUAUUUUUAAAUUUGCCAGACAGUAAAGAAUAACCAUAGAAUGAAAAUAAUUAAUUUCGUGUUAAUUGUAUUUGUCUGUUGUAAUGCUAGACAAUUUAAAGAGCUUAGAAACGGACCAAGUGAGAUUGAGAAAUUUCAGAAUGAAUAUUCAAAUAGGAUAGCAUUUGGUGAAUCUGCAAACAUUGGGGAUUUUUCACAUAUGUUGGCGAUGAUAAGUGCCACUACAGAGGUUUUUGUUUGUGGAGCAUCAGCAAUUCAUAAGCUGUGGGCAAUAACAGCAGCUCAUUGCGUUGCAUCAUUACAUCCAUUUCGCGUGAAAUUUCGUGGUGGAUCUGCAAAAAGACAAUCUGGAGGUUCAAUCUUUAUAAUUGAAAAUUUUUGGAUUCAUCAUCAAUAUGAUGACUGGAGGCUUGCAUUUGAUAUUGCAGUAGUAAAAGUUUCAGAUUCUACUCCAAUCGAAGGUAUCAACAUUAAACCUAUUGGAUUACCUUCAAGUUGUGAUGCUCUUUGCUGUGGUGUAUGCACAGGAGUCGAAGUCACUGCAUUAGGUUGGGGCUUAAAUGAAAAUGUGCUUGAUCCUGAAAAUCUCUCAAAAAUAACAACACCAGUUUUUGAUCAUGAAAACUGUAAACAUAUGUGGAUAAAUAGUGCAUAUAGGUUAAGCUUAGGACCAGACUAUUUUUGCCAAACAGUCAAUGAAGGAAAAGGAACAUGCAGAGGUGAUUCAGGAUCUCCAAUCAUAAUUGGAGAAAAUCAGAAUAAAAUUCAAGUUGGAAUUGUCAGUUUUGCAACCUACACAUGUGGUGAAGCUGUUUCACUUCCAAGUGGGUUUUUACGUCUUGAAUACUCUCCUAUUAGAAAUUGGAUUAAAAGAAUGACUGGAGUAUAAAAAAAGUGAAACGUAAAAAUGUGUAUAAAUGUACAAAAUGCUUAAAUGCUGAUUUAACUCUAAAUUAUUUUAAAAUAAUAUUGUAAACAUUGAAAUAUUAAUUAAAGAUUUGAAAA